AUGAGAGUGUGUGUGUUACGAUAUAACGAAACCGAACGACCGUCGACCGAACGGAUUGGCGAACAACGACAACAGCGAACUGACGACGACGGUAUGCGAACGACUGCCGACCGGUGGUACUGUGGUACUCGCGGCACUCGGCGGCGCGCCGUGCCCGUGGUGGCUAGGUGGGGCGGCGGCGGUGGGCUACGUGUCUGCCGCCGCCGCCACUUCCACCCACCCGCCGGUCAAAAAACCGCCUCGCCGCACGACCUUAGUCGCAAGUCGCAACGGCCGCCACACCGCGAGAGCCACGGCACCACGUCGCCCGCGCACCGCGGCGCGUGUUGCUGUCGCCCGUUGUACGGGGGCUCGCCGGAUGCUGGCGAACGACGACGGCGGCUGUAA
Molecule: messenger RNA, 387 nt
Organism: Macrosiphum euphorbiae (potato aphid)
Lineage: Eukaryota; Metazoa; Arthropoda; Insecta; Hemiptera; Aphididae
Source: the annotation of a GenBank genome assembly